This is a messenger RNA of Apis dorsata (giant honeybee), 895 nucleotides long. RefSeq names its product mitochondrial inner membrane protease ATP23 homolog. Gene Ontology annotation, molecular function: metalloendopeptidase activity. The transcript has 5 exons. Gene Ontology annotation, biological process: mitochondrial protein processing; mitochondrial proton-transporting ATP synthase complex assembly. The coding region runs from base 119 to 871 and encodes 250 amino acids. NCBI's taxonomy places the organism in Eukaryota, Metazoa, Arthropoda, Insecta, Hymenoptera, Apidae. Gene Ontology annotation, cellular component: extrinsic component of mitochondrial inner membrane. The record is from RefSeq and is a predicted model, not a curated record.
AAGUACACGUGCUACCCGGGAUUGUAUGACGUAAGAUUGCACCGUAACCUAUACUUUCUUUAUUUUUCUUGUAAUUAUUUCUUAAAAAUAGUAAUUUAAAUAAUAUAUCAAAAAAAUAAUGACUGUUGAAAAUACAGAAAAUAAAGAAAAAUCAAUAUUUGAAAAAAGUAAUAAUACUGAAGCUGAAUAUUCCGAUCUUUAUCCAGGACGAAAAGAAAUACGAUCUCGUACUUGGCUUGAUAAACUUUUCUUAAAAGAAAAAAGAGAACAAUUAGAAAAAACACAAUGUGAAAUUAAUGUGUACAACUGUGUGCAAGAUAGUUCUCUGGUUAAACUAAUGUUAGGAGCAUUAAAGGGAUCUGGAUGUGAAGUUGAUCUUGGUCGUCAUAUUGUAUGUGAAGUAUGUGAUGAAACAGUUACUGGUGGUUAUGAUCCAGAAACAAAUCAGAUUAUAGUUUGUCAAAAUACUGCUCGUACCAAAAAUUAUGUUCAAAGUACUUUAAGUCAUGAAAUGAUUCAUAUGUUUGAUUAUUGUCGUAAUAAAUUAGAUUUAAAUAAUUUAGAUCAUUUAGCUUGCACUGAAAUAAGGGCAGCUAAUCAAUGUCAUUGUAGUUUUCUUGGUGCAUGGUUCAGAGGAACUGCCUCACUUUUUAAUAUUAAAAAGGCACAUCAGAAUUGUGUUAUAGACAAGGCUGUUAGAUCUGUAGUUGCAAUAAAAAACAUAUCAAAGGAUGAAGCCACGGAAGCUGUAAUGCGAGUUUUCGAUAAAUGUUAUAAUGAUUUGGAACCAGUUGGAAGACGACUUCGUAGAAAUUCAUUGGAUAUGGAAAAAGCAUAUUAUGAAGGGACAUAUUAUGGAUAUGCAGAUUAAAUAUAAAAAUUUUUUCUAAGAGUA